This is a messenger RNA of Nematolebias whitei (Rio pearlfish), 1320 nucleotides long. It is a transcript of the gene bpnt2, whose product is annotated as 3'(2'), 5'-bisphosphate nucleotidase 2. The record is from RefSeq and is a predicted model, not a curated record. Gene Ontology annotation, cellular component: endomembrane system. Lineage: Eukaryota; Metazoa; Chordata; Actinopteri; Cyprinodontiformes; Rivulidae. Bases 123 to 1109 code for a protein of 328 amino acids. Gene Ontology annotation, biological process: phosphatidylinositol phosphate biosynthetic process. The transcript is spliced from 8 exons. Gene Ontology annotation, molecular function: 3'-nucleotidase activity.
AAAAAAAAAGACUGAACAGAGAUGUGAUUGUUCUGUCUUGCCUUCGACAAGAGUGAACUCCUGGCUUUUAUCAGCUAGUGAACGGCGACAAUAAGGACUAGUUCAGCUGUCCGGGACACGGAAUGUCGUUUCAAACGGAGGUGACAUUCGGUAAUUCGUUGAAUCUCAAGACGCGGAUGAUGCUAACAACACGGCUAGGGCAGAAGAAAAAGGUGGAUCUGAGGGACCUACUGGCCGUCUCUGUGGAGGCUGCAGUACUCGGUGGUAAAGAGGUGAAAAGAGUGCGUGAUGGUAAUAUUCUCGAGGAGAAGUCAAAGGGCGAGACAAAGGAGGGAGCCAAGGAGCUUCUGACCUUGGGUGACCUCCAGUCUCAUAGGAAGAUGUUUAACCUCAUAAAGAACACGUAUCCUGAAAUCACGGUUCACAGUGAGGAACGUGACAACAGUGUGGAUUCAGUAUCCUGGAGCCAGGAUAUUCCAGCAGACAUUUUAAACAAGAUCAAGAAGGGCGUCGAGUUUCCUGCAGAGAGCAUCACAGUGUGGAUCGACCCUCUGGAUGCAACUCAGGAGUAUACAGAAAACUUGGUGCAAUAUGUGACGACUAUGGUGUGUGUAGCAGUAGACGGUAAACCAGUGAUCGGGGUCAUACAUCAGCCAUUAACAGAGUUCACUGCCUGGGGGUUUGUAGGUCAGGGGUCAAAUUUACAUCCCAGAUCGUCCUACAGUAUGAACCCUCCUAAAGUGAUUGUUUCGCGCUCCCACUCUGGAGACGUUAAACUGUUUACUCAGAAGGCUUUUGGAAACGCAUCAAUCAUCACAGCAGGUGGAGCCGGAUACAAGGUUCUGUCUCUGCUGGAGAUGCCUCCAAGUGAUGCAUAUCUUAUGGACCAAGCAGAUCUUUAUGUCCACAUCACGUUCAUUAAGAAAUGGGACAUCUGUGCUGGUGCAGCGCUGCUAAAAUCACUUGGAGGGCAGAUGACCACUCUGAAGGGAGAGGACAUCGACUACAGUGGGAGUCCACUCAACACAGGAGGACUAGUGGCCAGUGUGGGUGUGGAUCAUAAGGCUGUGGUGGAGAAACUUCCAGAGUUUGACCCUGAAAAGCACUGAGACGCACACGGGUGUUACCGGCUGAGACGUGCCGUGGUGGGGCUGACCUACAGUAACCCUCUUCCAUAAACAUCACAGACCUGUACGCUUUUACCUCUAGACCGAUUGUACCAAUAUGAGCUGAACGGUAAAACCAACACAACUCCCUGACAUGCGAACAUCUUUCAGCUUGGAGAAACUCCUGUGAAACACUCGUGUCCCCCUCUUCCAC